AUGCCAAUAUAUACUGAGCUGUUGUUCUCUUUUAUAGGGAAAUCCUCAUUGACGAUUCAGUUUGUUGAAGGCCAAUUUGUUGACUCCUACGAUCCAACCAUAGAAAACACUUUCACAAAGUUGAUCACGGUAAAUGGACAGGAAUAUCAUCUUCAACUUGUAGACACAGCUGGGCAAGAUGAAUAUUCUAUCUUUCCUCAGACAUACUCCAUAGAUAUUAAUGGUUAUAUUCUUGUGUAUUCUGUUACAUCAAUCAAAAGUUUUGAAGUGAUUAAAGUUAUCCAUGGCAAAUUGUUGGACAUGGUGGGGAAAGUGCAAAUACCUAUUAUGUUGGUUGGGAAUAAGAAAGACCUGCACAUGGAAAGGGUGAUCAGUUAUGAAGAAGGGAAGGCUUUGGCAGAAUCUUGGAAUGCAGCUUUUUUGGAAUCUUCUGCUAAAGAAAAUCAGACUGCUGUUGAUGUUUUUAGAAGGAUAAUUUUGGAGGCAGAAAAAAUUGAUGGGGCAGCUUCACAAGGAAAGUCUUCGUGCUCAGUGAUGUGAUUCUGCUGCAAAACCUGAGGACACUGGGAAUCUGUUCUACCUGAAGAAGCAAACUGCCCGUUAUCCUUUAAGAAAACUAUGCUUCUUUUUUCUUCUGUUAGCCUGAAAGAUAGCAUUUGGGUCAGAGCUUUUUUUUCUCCCCCCUUCAGAUUAUGUUAAACUCUGACUCUGUCCAAAUGAGUUCACUUCCAUUUUCAAAUUUUAAGCAAUCAUAUUUUCAAUUUAUAUAUUGUAUUUCUUAAUAUUAUGACCAAGAAUUUUAUUGGCAUUAAUUUUUCAGUGUAGUUUGUUGUUUAAAAUAAUGUAAUCAUCAAAAUGAUACAUAUUGUUACACUACUAUUAACUAGGCUUCAAUAUAUCAGUGUUUAUUUCAUUGUGUUAAAUGUAUACUUGUAAAUAAAAUAGCUGCAAACCUUAAUCCUUUACCCUGGUUGAUGUGGCUUUUAAAGAUGAAAAA
Molecule: messenger RNA, 997 nt
Organism: Galeopterus variegatus (Sunda flying lemur)
Lineage: Eukaryota; Metazoa; Chordata; Mammalia; Dermoptera; Cynocephalidae
Gene: RHEB
Product: Ras homolog enriched in brain
Exons: 7
Coding region: 1-540 (179 amino acids)
Biological process (GO): small GTPase-mediated signal transduction
Cellular component (GO): plasma membrane
Molecular function (GO): GTP binding; GTPase activity; GDP binding
Source: RefSeq, a predicted model, not a curated record